Sorex fumeus (smoky shrew) is the source of this 1173-nucleotide messenger RNA. RefSeq names its product PDZ and LIM domain 4 (gene PDLIM4). Gene Ontology annotation, biological process: actin cytoskeleton organization; muscle structure development; heart development. Gene Ontology annotation, cellular component: filamentous actin; adherens junction; stress fiber. The record is from RefSeq and is a predicted model, not a curated record. The transcript has 7 exons. Gene Ontology annotation, molecular function: actin binding; muscle alpha-actinin binding. The coding region runs from base 66 to 1055 and encodes 329 amino acids. NCBI's taxonomy places the organism in Eukaryota, Metazoa, Chordata, Mammalia, Eulipotyphla, Soricidae.
AGGCAGCAGCGGCGGCGGCGGCUCCUCAGUGUCCGGCUCGGCUCCGGCUGCGGCUCCGGUCCGCGAUGUCCCUCUCCGUGACCCUGCGCGGCCCUUCGCCCUGGGGCUUCCGCCUGGUGGGCGGCCGGGACUUCAGCGCGCCCCUCACCAUCUCCCGGGUCCAUGCUGGCAGCAAGGCUGCCCUGGCCGCCCUGUGCCCUGGCGACCUCAUCCAGGCCAUCAACGGGGAGAGCACCGAGCUCAUGACACAUCUGGAGGCCCAGAACCGCAUCAAGGGCUGCCGUGACCGCCUCACACUCUCUGUCAGCAGACCUGAGGGCAGAAGCUGGCCCGCUGCUCCCGAGGACAGUAAGGCUCAGGCACACAGGAUCCACAUCGAUCCCGAGGCCCAGGAUGGCAGCCCAGCCACCAGCAGGAGGUCCUCCAUCACUGGCAUUGGGCCUGAAGACAGCAGGUCAGCCCUGGGCUCCCCUUAUGGGCAACCACCUCGUCUCCCAGCCCCCCACAACGGCAGCAGCGACGCCACCUUCCUGGCCCAGAUGAACAAUCUGCACGUGUCACCACCCCACAGCGCUGACCCUGCCAGAGGCCUCUCACGGAGCCGUGACUGCGUGGACCUGGGCUCCGAGGUGUACCGGAUGCUCCAGGAGCCAGCUGAGCCCCCUUCCUCAGAACCCAAGCAGUCAGGCUCCUUUCGCUACUUGCAGGGCAUGCUGGAGGCCGGUGAGGGGGGGGAGCGGCCCGGGCCCGGUGGUCCCCGGAACCUCAAGCCCGCAGCGAGCAAGUUGGGCGCCCCGCUGGGUGGCCUCCAGGGACUGCCCGAGUGCACCCGCUGCGGCCACGGCAUCGUGGGCACCAUCGUCAAGGCGCGCGACAAGCUCUAUCACCCCGAGUGCUUCAUGUGCAGCGACUGCGGCCUGAACCUCAAGCAGCGCGGCUACUUCUUCCUGGACGAGCGGCUCUACUGCGAGAACCACGCCAAGGCGCGCGUCAAGCCGCCCGAGGGCUACGAUGUGGUGGCGGUGUACCCCAACGCCAAGGUGGAGCUCGUCUGAGCCGCGCGUCCCCCAACGCCCGGCCCGCCCCCGCUUCUUCCCAGACACACCCCACCCCCCUCUUCGGCUCCUGUAAAUACGCCUUGGCCCCGCCGCGUCUCUAAUAAACGCCUCCCGC